GGGGCGGUGGGAGAAGGAGGUGGCGUUAGCUGGAGCCCCAGACAGCUGGAGGGGAUAAACAGAGGAGGGGGCCGCGGAGGGCUCGGGUCCCAGCCAGGCCGGGGCUGCGAAGCCUGGCGACCGGCUCAGGCUGCCACCCAGCCACUCACCUCCCGGAGGGGCCCCUGCCCUGGCUCGGGCUUCGGGCCGCCCCCCUGCAUGGAAGUUCAGGGGCUUCGUCCACUGGCUGCUGCGGCUGCUGAGCCUGCCCUGAGGAGGCCUGACAGGUAAUUUCAAUGCCGUCUGUAUGGACACGAACUCUACUGGAAUGCUCGGAUGCACAGCAACACCUCCACUAGCUUGCUUUCGUCAGCCCUAUUGUGAGAAGAUGGCAAAAGCAAACAUUACUAGAGACCUCAUCCACAGGCAGCUCAAGGAGAAGGGUGCCCUCAGCUUUGAACGACACUAUCAUGUCACUGACCCCUUCAUCCAGCGCCUGGGCUUGGAGGCAGAGCUGCAGGGUCAUACUGGCUGUGUUAACUGCCUUGAAUGGAAUGAAAAGGGAAAUUUGCUGGCCUCUGGCUCUGAUGACCAGCACACGAUAGUCUGGGACCCGCUGCACCAUAAGAAGCUCCUCUCCAUGCAUACAGGACAUACAGCAAACAUAUUCUCAGUCAAGUUCUUACCACAUGCGGAGGAUCGGAUACUUAUCACUGGGGCUGCCGAUUCCAAGGUGCAUGUCCACGACUUGACGGUUAAAGAAACCAUCCAUAUGUUUGGGGAUCACAAGAACAGAGUCAAGCGUAUUGCCACAGCUCCCAUGUGGCCCAACACCUUCUGGAGUGCGGCUGAGGAUGGGCUGAUUAGACAGUAUGACCUGCGAGAGAACAGCAAACACUCAGAGGUCCUGAUUGACCUGACGGAAUACUGUGGACAGCUUGUGGAGGCAAAGUGUCUCACUGUCAACCCCCAGGACAAUAACUACCUGGCAGUGGGAGCCAGCGGGCCUUUUGUACGGAUCUAUGAUAUACGCAUGAUCCACAAUCACAGAAAAACAAUGAAACAGAAUCCCACAGCUGGAGUCCAUACAUUUUGUGACCGGCAGAAACCCCUUCCAGAUGGUGCAGCACAGUACUAUGUAGCAGGGCAUCUUCCAGUGAAAUUGCCAGACUACAAUAACCGGCUGAGAGUUUUGGUAGCUACAUAUGUCACCUUCAGUCCUGAUGGUACAGAACUCUUGGUCAACAUGGGAGGGGAGCAGGUUUACUUAUUUGAUCUGACUUACAAGCAGCGGCCAUACACUUUUCUCCUGCCAAAGAAAUGCCACUCUUCAGGAGAGGUGCAGAACGGAAAAACAUCAACCAAUGGCGUGUCAAAUGGCAUCCAUCUCCACAGCAACGGCUUCAGGCUGUCUGAGGGGCGAGCACACAUAAGUCCACAGGUGGAGCUGCCUCCCUAUCUGGAGAAAAUCAAACUGCAAGCCAACGAGGCUUUUGCUUGUCAGCAAUGGACUCAAGCCAUCCAGCUUUAUAGCAAAGCUGUCCAGAAAGCCUCCAGCAAUGCCAUGCUGUACGGAAACAGAGCUGCUGCCUACAUGAAGCGCAAGUGGGAUGGGGAUCACUACGAUGCAUUGAGAGACUGCUUAAAGGCUAUCUCCCUAAAUCCAUGCCACUUGAAGGCUCACUUCCGCCUGGCUCGCUGUCUCUUUGAGCUGAAGUAUGUGGCAGAAGCACUGGAGUGUCUGGAUGACUUCAAAGGAAAAUUCCCAGAGCAAGCACAUAGCAGUGCUUGUGAUGCACUGGACCGGGACAUCAAUGCAGCCCUUUUCUCAAAAAGUGAUAAUGCGGAAGACAAGAAAGGGAGCGGCCCUAUCUGGCUGCGAGCAACAGGCCGAAAAGAUUCCAUUUCGGAUGAUGAGAUGGUGCUGAGGGAGCGCAGCUAUGACUACAAGUUCAGAUACUGCGGCCACUGCAACACCACCACAGACAUCAAAGAGGCCAACUUUUUUGGCAGCAAUGCACAGUACAUUGUCAGCGGCUCUGACGACGGCUCCUUCUUCAUCUGGGAAAAAGAAACAACAAACCUGGUGCGGGUGUUGCAAGGCGAUGAGUCCAUUGUCAACUGCCUCCAGCCCCACCCGAGUUACUGCUUCCUGGCCACCAGUGGCAUUGAUCCAGUCGUACGGCUGUGGAAUCCCAGACCAGAGAGCGAGGCACUGAACGGGCGAGUGGUGGAAGACAUGGAAGGCGCUUCCCAAGCCAACCAGAGGCGGAUGAACGCUGACCCACUGGAGGUGAUGCUGUUUAACAUGGGCUACCGGAUCACAGGACUGACUAGUGGUGGGACUGGAGGCUCAGAUGAUGAAGACAGCUCCGAGGGGCAAGUCCACUGCCGGACCAGCUAAAGCUGAACUGCCUCUCCUUCCCAUGAUUUGGGGUUUUUUUUGUUUUUGUUUCUUUGUUUGAAGGGAAAUCUAGUUUGCUCAGUUUGAACUCUGAUGAACGACUGCACUGUUUCACACUAUGCACAGAGUAGGACACGUCAGCAGGGGCAAGAGUGGCUUUGUUAAACUGCUGCUACUAUUUCUUCCCCCCUUUUGCCCCGUUCCACUAUUGAGCAGCAUGGUAACGCGGCCUGUUGAGUUUUGCCUCCCAGCAGAAUCUAGUCUGUACAGGGGUUCCUUUUCCACGUUGUCUGUGAGCAGUGUAAAACUGGUAGCCAUCCCCUCCUCCAGCGCUGCUGCAUGGCCUGGGCGGCGGGAGGCAUUGCCUACAUGAAUGCAUUUUACAGAGAGGAUGUUUAAAAACUCAAUAAAAUGUAAAACUAGGGCAGGGAUUAUGGAAUUAAGUUUAAUGCGGUGAUCUGUGUCUCUGAAGCUUGGCUUGCCUGCUCUGCUGCUAGCUAUUGGCCCAUAGUUGUGGCCUCUCUGGUGUCUCUUUCAGCCCACAGGACAGCUGAUGAGCCCAGCCUCUGCAUCUAAAGCCAUGGUCACAACCAAGUGGCUAGAGAGAACAUGGGCAGCUUAAUUCAUGUGACUCUGGAGGUGCAAAAUACAUGACACCAGGCAGAGAAACUGACUUCCUGGUAUUCAAUACUUUAUUUCUUCCAUGUGCAGAGAGAGAAAUGGCUGUAAUAGAGAGAGGCCCUGACACGGGGCUCUGUGACUUAUGUGACUUGAGCUAGUAAAAAGACCUGAUGUUGCUGCUCUUUGGAAAACUCCUGAUUCCCCCACCCCACCCCCGGCAACUUCUCCCAGAAUGUUUUCUUUCUUGUGUGUCUAUGGUUAGGCAUGUGGCGUAUGUGGGACAUGCCUCAUCACUGCUUGGGACUGAAUGCUGAAAGUGAACUGAUUCGCUGGCUCUCCACAAGGUUGUCCUUCCCCAUUUCCUUGACAUUUGUGUGACCUCCCACCUCUGCCAUGCAUAGAGGAAUCUCCAUGGGGUUUGUGAACCUUCUUAGUGGAGCCGCCUAUCCUUUCUCAAACCUUGUUUCUGGUGGGCAGGAGUCUUUAAAGUGGCACAGGAUGUUGACUCCUCUUUUUUGUUAAAUGACUCCAUUUUACCUGUUUGCUUCCAGCCAUCAAAUGGAUACCACACAGUUGAUGUAACGUGGCUUUUUUAAAAAUAUGAUUGUGACCUAAGCCCAAGAGUCCCUGCGCAAUACACGUAACAUUUGUUCUCUCAUUUAUGUUAAAUUCUAGCAUUGUUCCUUGAGGUAAGAAUGGAGGGUGGAGAGAGAAAGGUAUGCAUGACCAGGACAAAUGCUACGUUAAGGUUGGCUUUUAGGAACACAGAAUUCCUGUGUUUUGUGAAGGAAAGGACAUGUUUGGGAAAGUGAUCUCUGGACAUGGCACACACCUUGACGUCUUUUGUGUCACAUCUCUGGAGCAAGUGGUUGCAGAAAUAAUGGUGGCAUAAAAUCUGCUGUCAGUACAACUUCAGGGUGUGAUGGUGUUGAUAAUGCGCCAUUGUCUUGAACCAACUCAGACCUUCUCUUCCAGGUAACUCUUCUCUGGAAUUUAUGCUUGGAAUUGGAAGCAAGGCAGGCAGCCAUUUGUGGGUGGGUGUUGAGGAGAAAUAUGACUGUAACAUUGCUGUCUCCAUUAAACAUCUUUGCUUUGCCUCCCCUUGAAAAUGUGUGCCCUGAAAUAAGACCUUCAAUAGCAUCCCAUGGUCUUUCUGAGUAGAAUGACAUACCGUAGUCUUGCAUCAUGUUAGUGCAGCAUUCUCCAACUUGGUUCUCUCUAGAUCAGUUGGGGCACCAGGUGUUGUUGGACUACAACUCCCAACCCCCUGACAACUGGUCAUGCUAGCUAGGAAUGAUGGGAGUUGUAGUCCAACAACAUCUGGGGACCCAAGGUUGAGAAAAGCUGCUCAAGGUGAUGUUGAACUCAAAUACAUAGCUGUCCCAGCAAGAAUGGCCAGAGGCCAGAGAUGGUGGUUGUUUUAGUCCAGCAAUGUCUGGUGGGGCACCAGGUUUGAGAAAUCCUGUUCCUUUCAUGGUCCCCAAUAUGUUAACCAGAAAAAAACUAUGUUGUCUUUUGGCUCAACCCUUGCCAAAGCCAAGAUGUAUGCAUAUUAUACAGAAGCAAAGACCUUGGUUUCACAUAAUUUUUUGUCCCUAAGCAAAUGGUGAUUGUACACCCUUGCAGUCCGCAUUACUCUUAGGAAACUUGGGCCAGACUAUGCCAACUGUAGAUUGCUCCCCUCCCCAUUUACUCAAACCAUAUUCUGUUGUCUUGGCUGGACAGCCACUUCCAAUCUAUCACUUUUUUAUAUUCACUGCACGCCACACUCUCUUUAAAAAUCAAGAGCAUUGCUGUGUUUUCAAGGAUCUUAAAAACAGAAUACGGUAUCUUCUCUGAGUUGUAGGUAAGAGUUUUCCCUUGCAGUUUUCUUAUUUCGGGAACUUUCCAGUUGCUUAAAAGUACCCCCCCCCCAAAAAAACCACCCCUGAGUUAAUUGACUAGUAUUUAGGUCUCUAGGGAAGGAAAUGUAUUUUUUCUUCUGUCCCACCCACUUGUUUUUGCUGGCUUACCCUGCCGCCUUUUUCAUUUCAUUGGCAAUGCACUUUCUCCAGUCUGUAGGACAUAAGGUGCAAGCUUGGGUCUGCCUCCACUCUGCUCUAGAAGAUAUAUAUAUAUAUAUGAACAUAUAUACAGGUAUAUGUACAUGUAUAUGUGUAUGUGUAUAGAGAGAGACAGGCAGACAAGAGAGACAGAGCAGGGUGACCACUGCUUCAAAAACAUUGCUGUCUAGGGAUAGCCAACAUAGUGUCUGCCCUCCAGAUGCUGUAGACUACAACUCCCAUUGCUCCUGACUAUUGACCAUGCCAGCUGAAGUUGUGGUCCAGAACAUCUGAAGAGAACCAUAUUGUUUUACCCCGUUGUAGUCUUUUGGAUUCUCCUUGGACCUUCAAGCAUCCUGUUCAUUGGAUUCAAUUGGCCACAGCGUUAGAACCAUCAGCAGCCUCUUGUUUAUUAUAAAUGGAGCAAAAGGAAUAAAACCGCUUUGCGCAUGGUUGACUAUGGAAAAGCAGCAUACAAAUCAAUGAUGGUGAUGUAUUAGGUGUUCCAUUUGAUAAGGAGUCCAACGAGGAGACCCCGAAAGUAAUUUGCCUUUCUCUGUUCUGGAGACGAAGCCACUUCAGUGUGUGGAGGGCAGGUCACAGGUGGGAGAGGUGCACAAGCCUUUGGUGGAAUAACCCCAAUACAGUCUGUAACUUCUCACUCAUGUUCAGUUUCUUCGUCCUUGCAACAGUCAAAAGGCAUGCCAGUUCAACUUCCUUUUCAAACCUUCACAUCCAAAACUUGUGCAAAAAAAGUCAUGCUGAGAUUAGAAACUCUGUAGGAAAUAGGUUCGGAAUUCCUCUCUGCAGAGCUUCCAUUGUGGCAGCUAAUUUUAUUUAAUUUUAUUUUGCUGCUGAGCACUGUGUUUUCCUUCCCUGCUAUCCAUGGCAUGACAGCUGAAGUAUCCCUUUCCUAUGCCAUGGAUAGAUUUUUAGUUAAUUGCUGCUUAACUUAAAAUAAUAUUCAUGUUUUAAUAGUGGGCUAAUGGUUGCCCCAUAUUCUAGAGUACUUGAUUCUGGGCUUGUAGACCAUACUUGUGAAUGAGGGGCAUCUGUGUGGAUGGAGAGAAGAAAACCGUGAUGGAGGAAGAGGCGCUUUUAAAUUUAUCUUGUCCUCCUGCCUUAGUUUGUGUGCAGGAAGAGGAUAUACUCAUAUUGUUUUCCUCUUGGUUAACUCUGUCUAAUAGAGAGAUGCCCCAAGAAAUACUAUUUUUGUAAUCAAGCACAGGGAUCUCUUCUGGUGUAUAAAUAUGAUUAAUGCAUAGAAAAAGCUUCAUUUUGGCUGCUGGGAAAACAGUUGCCAUAUAAUUUUUCAGGAAUCUGAAAUGAAAUUUUCCCCAAAGUAUAUGUCUUUGCAGAACAACUGCCUUAGUUUUUUUGGAAGGUGGGGAGAUAAUGGGGUGUUUCUGUUUCUCUGAUCCCUGGAAGAGAAGGGGUUAAGCUAUUAAAAGCAUUUUUGUUCUA
Messenger RNA from Podarcis muralis (Common wall lizard), 6510 nucleotides. It is a transcript of the gene WDTC1, whose product is annotated as WD and tetratricopeptide repeats 1. Gene Ontology annotation, biological process: negative regulation of fatty acid biosynthetic process. Gene Ontology annotation, molecular function: protein binding. The record is from RefSeq and is a predicted model, not a curated record. Lineage: Eukaryota; Metazoa; Chordata; Lepidosauria; Squamata; Lacertidae. Gene Ontology annotation, cellular component: cytoplasm; Cul4-RING E3 ubiquitin ligase complex.